This is a messenger RNA of Bactrocera oleae (olive fruit fly), 1038 nucleotides long. RefSeq names its product probable chitinase 10. Gene Ontology annotation, molecular function: chitin binding. NCBI's taxonomy places the organism in Eukaryota, Metazoa, Arthropoda, Insecta, Diptera, Tephritidae. Gene Ontology annotation, cellular component: extracellular region. The record is from RefSeq and is a predicted model, not a curated record.
AUUUCAUGUGGUGCAGUAAAAAGCACGCAAACUCACUCAUAAAGAGCCAUUUCUGCGUAGUUGGAAAGUGAAAAUGCCGAUGAAGCCGCUAAAAGUUAUGUACAUUUGCUUAGCAUGGGCAACAAUAAUACAACAGACCCAUUCCAUAACACACACCAAUAAAUGGCGUCAAAAUAAUAUUUGCUUAAACCACACAGCUGGAGAAUUCGAUAGAAAUCCCGAUGAUUGUCGAUCAUUCUACUUGUGUUUGGAAAAUGGGCAGGCAGUGAUGGCUCCUUGUCCGCCGACAAUGCUUUUCAAUUCAGUCAGUAAACUUUGCGACACUGCCGAAAAUGUCAAUUGUGACAUUACAAUACCCAAUGCUAGUAAUAACAAUAACACUAAUAGUAAUAGUAAUAAUAACGGUAACACCGAUGAUAAUGACAACAGUGAAGCUUUAAGUGCUUCUCGAUAUUGUGCCUCACAGCAAAGUGAACAAAAUCGCAUCGUUUUCGCUGGCAGCAAUAGCAAUUGCCAGCAAUACUUUAUAUGUUAUUAUGGGCAGGCAGUGUUGCAGGAAUGCAGUGCCAACUUACACUGGAAUGUGGAAACCGAUAAGUGUGAUUUGCCUGAAAAAGCUGGUUGUCAGUUGUGGAACGGCGACGUUGGUAUCGCUGAAUACGCACCCGUGAAUGGUAAUGGGAAUAAUGCCAAUAACGCUGAUGCGCUAUCAAAUGGAAGUCAAAAUGGUGAACAAGCCACUGUUGCUGAACUAAUCAAUUGUCCAAUAUAUGGACAACAUAUAUUUCCACACAUGUCGCGUUGUGAGUAUUUUAUUUACUGUGUCAAAGGACAUGCCAUGUUGCAGCAAUGUCCGUUUUAUCACAAUUUCGAUAUUGUGUCGAAAAGCUGUAAAUUUCGCACGAUCGCAGUUUGUGUUCGAGAUUUAAAUAUUAAUUUUAAUAAAUUAAUUGCGAAAUACUAAGCUGUAAUCAGUAAACUCUUUCAUAUUUAAAAGGAAAGCUCAAAAUGAUCACCUGUAGAAUACUUAUGGGUGUA